Molecule: messenger RNA, 4078 nt
Organism: Rosa chinensis
Lineage: Eukaryota; Viridiplantae; Streptophyta; Magnoliopsida; Rosales; Rosaceae
Product: retrovirus-related Pol polyprotein from transposon RE1
Exons: 3
Coding region: 756-4013 (1085 amino acids)
Biological process (GO): DNA integration
Molecular function (GO): nucleic acid binding
Source: RefSeq, a predicted model, not a curated record
UCACUGGUCUAGUGAUUCUGCUUGAAUUUAUUUAUUAAAAAAAAAAAAAAAAAAAAAAGUAAGUAAGUAAGAUGGUGGAUUUGAUCGUAAGUGAUCCUCAGGCUACAGGAGCUACAUCUACAUCUGUGGCUCGUGAAGUUGUGAUUGUUCAAAAUGUAACAGAUAACUCAAGCUUUGGCGUCAAGCUUGAUGGCACAAAUUAUCAGUUAUGGCACAGGCUUAUGAAGAUCCAUAUUCAAGGGAUUGGAAAGUGGAGUUAUGUUAUUGGUAGCACUGCAAGACCUGCUGCAGGACCAAAAGCUGAUGAAUGGGACACAGCAAAUACUAACGUGAUGGGAAUUCUUCUAAAAGCAAUGACUCCAGAGACAUCACUACCUACAGGAGUGAGCAAGAUAAGAUGCGUGUUCAUGUCUUUCUUGCUGGUCUCGAUCCUCAUUUCGAAGGGGCAAAGAAUGAGUUAUUGCGUCUUGCAACUCCUCCAACGUUGGAGCAAGCCUUUGCUUAUAUUCGAAAAGAUGAAGCCAACAAAGUUGCUGCCAAGGGACUUCAUACUGACAUUUCAGUUUUAGCAGUCCAGGCUAGAUCACCUCAAUCUUCGUCUCCUCAGUAUGGGAGUUCAUCUCAUAUCCCAUCUCUAAAUCACUAUCGACCUCGGAGCCAGGUGUACCAACAGAAUCAGAAUUAUAGCCGAGGGCUGGUUCCGGUUAAUAACCAAAUGACUUGCAACUAUUGUAAGGAAGUUGGUCAUUUCAAGAAUGAAUGCCCUAAGCUGCGAAGGUUUAAUUCGAACAAUUCCGGUUGGAGAGGAGGAAGUAAUACUGGAGGAAGUAGAGGUCAGAGAGGCAAAGCAGCAAUCCAAAUGGUGCCAGAACCUGAUUUCUAUGGUGUCGAAGGGCGAGACCUCUCUAAGGAAUCUAUGCAAUCGGGUGAUCAUGGGCAAGGGAGACCUGAGGGGGAGACUGUUUCAUUUGGAUUGCAUGUACGCAGGACAAACACAAGAACCAGAACAACCUUUAGCCCUGACAUCGAGUUCUGAUCGACUGAGUGAGUUAUGGUUGUGGCACAGGCGUUUGGGUCACCCAUCGUUUGGAGUUAUGAAGAAGUCCAUGCCUUCGUUAUUUUUGGGAAUAAGUGAUUCUAGCUUGCAUUGUGAAACUUGUGCUUUGGCUAAGAGUCAUAGGUCUAGUUAUCCUUCGAGCUUUCAUUCUAGUACUAUGCCUUUUGAGUUAAUUCAUUCAGACUUGUGGGGUCCUUCUAAACAUUCUACCCUUUCUGGAAUGCGAUAUUUUGUGUUAUUCAUCGAUGACUUUACCCGAUUAUCUUGGGUGGUUCUACUUAAGUCCAAAGAUUCUGUCUUCUCUGCCUUUACAGCAUUUCAUAGUCUUGUUCGUACUCAAUAUGAUGCUCAUGUUAAGGUUUUUCGUUCCGAUAAUGGGGGUGUGUUUAUUAAUCAUUCUUUUCAUGAAUAUUUCCAACACCAUGGCAUAAUCCAUCAAACUUCCUGUCCACAGACACCAGAGCAAAAUGGGGUGUCUGAACGGAAAAAUCGUCACCUUUUGGAUAUGGCUCGAUCUCUUUUGCUUAGUGCUAACAUGCCUAAGUACCUCUGGGGAGAAGCUGUUUUGUGUGCUUCUCAUCUUAUCAAUCGCCUUCCAUCUGCUCCUCUUCAAGGUUGUGUCCCACUUGAGGUCUUGUCUAACUAUGUUUCUAUCCCAUCAUCUAAUACCCUUCCUGCUCGUGUCUUUGGUUGUGUUGCCUAUGUUCAUUUGUAUAAAAAUCAAAGGACAAAAUUGGAUGCUAGAGCCCUUAAGUGUGUGUUUGUUGGGUAUGGGUCUCAUCAGAAAGGUUACAAAUGUUAUCACCCUCAAUCCCAGAAGUUUUAUGUCACCAUGGAUGUUACUUUCAGUGAAGAUGUUUGUUAUUUCUUGCCUCCUGUGACUCCUAGUAAGGGGGAGAAGUCUUGUUAUUAUGAAGAUUUGUCUAAUAGGCAAAAUGAGUGUCUGGCAUAUGAGUUCUCAGAGUUGGAGGACCCAUCGUCUAAUAUUGAGAAGGAAAAUAGGGAAAACAGGGGUUCAUCCAGAGAAGAAGCUUUGAGCAAUGUAUUACCAACUGGUCAACCGGAUCAGUCUGACCAGUCGGCUGGGGAGACAAUUUUUGAUCAAGUGGAGGAUGAGGUUCUACCGUCUUCAGAUGGUGUUUUAGACAAUGCUUCAGUCUCUCCCUCCUCUUCAACGGUCUCACCUGCUCAAUCAUCACCCGAGGUAUGUCCCAAUCCUUCCUUGUCUAAAAGUCCUUUUGUGUCAGGUAGUGUUCCUACCAAAACCUUACCCAGUCGUUCAACCCGUGGUCAACCUCCGAAACACUAUGAACCUACUCUAAGUGCUAAGACUAAAUACCCUGUUGCUAAUUAUGUGUCGACCCAUAGGUUAUCUAAACCAUAUGUAGCCUUUGUGAAUCAAUUAUCUUCUGUGUCUCUUCCUAGUAAAGUGCAGGAUGCCAUGAAGGAUGAGAAGUGGAUGAAAGCAAUGACAGUCGAGAUGGAUGCUCUUGAGAAGAAUUGUACGUGGGAGUUGGUGUCAUUACCACCAGGGAAGAAGACAGUUGGUUGUCGGUGGGUGUAUACAGUGAAACAUAAUUCGGAUGGUUCAGUGGAUCGGUACAAGGCGAGAUUAGUGGCUAAAGGGUAUACUCAGAAGUAUGGAGUGGAUUAUGAUGAGACAUUUGCACCAGUGGCCAAAAUUAACACAAUUCGGGUACUUCUCUCAUUAGCUGCUAAUCUUGAUUGGCCUUUGCAACAGUUUGAUGUUAAGAAUGCAUUCUUGCAUGGUGAUCUGCAUGAAGAAGUUUAUAUGGAUUUGCCUCCUGGAUAUGGUACUUCCACUGGAGAGCAGGUGGUGUGCAAAUUGAAGAAGUCGCUUUAUGGCUUGAAGCAGUCUCCCAGAGCUUGGUUUGGCCGGUUCACCAAGUUCAUGAAGAAAAUUGGGUAUCGACAGAGCAAUUCAGAUCAUACCUUGUUUCUUAAACAUCGGUGUGGUAAAGUGACUGCCUUGAUUAUCUAUGUUGAUGACAUGGUUGUGACAGGUGAUGACAUUGAGGAAAUUCAAAGGUUACAAGGUCAGUUGUCCUCUGAAUUUGAGAUGAAAGAUUUGGGUAAUUUGAAAUAUUUCUUAGGAAUUGAAGUUGCUCGUGGCAAGGAUUGUAUUGUGUUGAGUCAGAGAAAGUAUGUCCUAGACUUGCUGGCAGAAACAGGUAUGCUUGAUUGUAAACCGGCUGCUACUCCUAUCGAGCAGAACCAUCGGUUAGCAGAGUAUAUAGAUCAAGUACCUACAAAUAAAGGGAGAUACCAGAGGUUAGUUGGACGGUUGAUUUAUUUAUCCCACACUAGACCAGAUUUAGCUUAUGCAGUUAGUGUGGUGAGUCAGUUUAUGCAUAAUCCCAGUGAAGCCCAUAUGGAUGCUGUAUUUCGUAUUUUGCAGUAUUUAAAGUCUGCUCCAGGGAAGGGAUUAAUUUUUUCAAAAUUCAGUCACUUGGAUGUUUCCGGAUAUACAGAUGCAGACUGGGCAGGUAAUAUUACAGAUCGCAGGUCUACUUCGGGCUACUUCACAUUUGUGGGUGGUAAUUUGGUUACUUGGAAGAGCAAGAAACAAAAGGUGGUGGCUCGCUCCAGUGCAGAAGCAGAAUAUAGAGGAAUGGCCCGAGGACUUUGUGAGAUGUUGUGGUUGAGAAAUUUGUUGAGAGAUUUGGGGUUCAUGCAAAAAAAGGCUAUGCCGCUUUAUUGUGAUAAUAAGGCUGCAAUUGAAAUUGCUCAUAAUCCAGUUCAACAUGAUCGUACGAAACAUGUAGAGGUAGAUCGACACUUCAUUAAAGAGAAGCUGGAUGCACAGGUCAUUUUGUUUCCCUUCGUUCCUACUGAAGAGCAAUUGGCGGAUAUUCUUACAAAGGCUCUAUCGAGUAAAGCUUUUUAUGACUCACUUGACAAGUUGGGCAUCCGUGAUCUGUAUGCACCAACUUGAGGGGGAGUGUUGGACAGACAAAGGUGGCAGACAACCCCGAAAGGCUGGCAGACAACCCCGAAAGG